Molecule: messenger RNA, 4552 nt
Organism: Nothobranchius furzeri (turquoise killifish)
Lineage: Eukaryota; Metazoa; Chordata; Actinopteri; Cyprinodontiformes; Nothobranchiidae
Gene: epha2b
Product: eph receptor A2 b
Biological process (GO): protein phosphorylation; ephrin receptor signaling pathway; axon guidance
Cellular component (GO): plasma membrane; dendrite
Molecular function (GO): ATP binding; transmembrane-ephrin receptor activity; protein binding
Source: RefSeq, a predicted model, not a curated record
UUCGCUUGUGAAUGAGCUGCAGAGCGCAGCGCGCACCUCCCGGAGUCCAGCUGAAGUCAGGAGCGUCAAGGGAGGAAAGAAAAGUUCCCAAAUGGAAGUCUCUGGUGGAAUCAGACAUUUGUUAUUUUCCUAUGUGCUCAUUAACGGAAUAUUAAUUACCCUAGAAGCCAAAGAAGAGGUGCUUUUGGAUAUGAGGGCAGCAGGAAGAGAGCUGGGCUGGUUGACAUGGCCUCCAAAUGUUGAAAGGGAAGGCUCUCAAAAAAGCCAAGUUGGGUGGGAGGUCCACCAGAGAACCCUGAACGGCUCUCAGUUUUACACCUACCAGGUCUGCAACGUGGAGGAGCGCGAGCAGGACAACUGGCUGCGCACCACCUUCAUCCAACGCCAUCCUUCGGCGUCGCGGGUUUUCGUGGAACUUAAGUUCAUCGUACGCGACUGCAACUCAUUCGGCGAAGGAACACUGACGUGCAAAGAGACCUUCAACCUUUUCACGUCCGAGUCGGACGCGGACGUAGGCACCACCUUCCGCAAGGGCCAGUUCAGGAAGGUGGCCACCAUAGCUCCAGAUGAGAUCACCAAGAGAAACGAGAUGCACCUCAACACCGAGACACGAUACGUGGAGAACUUGUCUCGAAAAGGUUUCUACUUGGCUUUUCAAGACAUCGGCGCUUGCGUUGCUAUUUUCUCUGUUCGAGUGUUCUACAAAACAUGCCCCGCCACAGUAAAAAGCCUGGCUGUGUUUCCUGAGACCGUAGCCAGAGGUGGCGAGAAGCAGGUGCUCAGGGAGGUGAGCGGGACGUGUGUGGAGAAUGCCGAGAGUGAGGAGCAACCUCGCAUCUACUGUACUUUGGAUGGGGAGUGGGUGGUACCGGUUGGACAGUGCCAAUGCAAACCUGGCUUUGAAGAGGCUGAAGACUCAUGUCGAGAAUGUCAGCCAGGCUUCUUCAAAGCCGAUGCGUCCAGCAGCAAGUGUGAGCCAUGUCCUGACAACACCCAGAGGCUGAACCCGGGGGCUUCGUUUUGUCCCUGCAUGGCCGGCUUCUACCGGGCUCACACCGACCCCAUCACUGGACCCUGCUCAGGACUCCCCUCUGCCCCUAAAGAUCUGGAGGCCACUUCCAAUCACCUCCCUGCAGGAAAACUACUCCUCUCCUGGAACCCUCCGGAAUACACCGGAGGUCGAGACGACAUCACCUACAGCGUUUUGUGCCAGCGUUGUGAGAGCUUCGAGUGCAAGCCCUGUGGAGAGAAAAUUCGCUACGAUCCAGCCAGCAUGGGUCUGACUGUCACCAGGGUGUCGGUGAGCGAGCUGGACGCUCACUUCAACUACACCUUCACGGUGGAGGCGCACAGUGGCGUGUCUGUGCUCGUCAAUGAGGCAGCACCCCGAACUGCCCGGCUGUCCUCCACCACUCUGACUACAUCCCUGCAGCACACAGAUCCACCCAGAAUAGCCUCCAUGCGACUGGUCGAACGGGACUCCACCAGUUUGUCCCUUUCUUGGGACGUAUCCCCCCGACAGCUGGUCCAAAGCCCAUCUGUCCACUAUGAGCUUGCCUACCGCAAGAAGGACAACAAACUGGAUGUGACUACAUACGUUGUGCUCAAACUGGAGAGGAGCUCUGUAAAGAUCAGUGAUCUGGCUCCGGGCACCGCCUACCUGGUCAAGGUUCAGGCUUUUAGCAGCGACGGGAGCUCCGGAGGAUCCAGCGUGGAGGAACAGUUUGAGACGCUCUCUGAUGAGCACCUUAAUAAAACCGGAGUGAUCCUCACCUCGGCGGUUGGAGGAGCGAUCAUGCUGCUCCUGGUGAUUGUGAUUCUGGUCCUCUGCCGACGAAGAAGCAACUCUCACGCUCGACAAGGACCAGAGGAUGCCUACUUUUCUAAUCCAGAGCAAUUAAAGCCGCUGAAGACCUACGUGGAUCCGCAUACAUACGAGGACCCCAACAUAGCUGUCCUCAAGUUUGCCACUGAAAUCCACCCGAGCCACAUAACCAAACAGAAAGUUAUUGGAGCUGGGGAGUUUGGGGAGGUGUACCGGGGGAUUUUGAAAGGCCCUGGGAGGAAGGAGGUGGCCGUCGCCAUCAAGACGCUGAAACCUGGCUACACCGAGAAACAGAGGCAGGAUUUUCUGAGUGAGGCCUCCAUUAUGGGUCAGUUCACCCACCAGAACAUCAUCCGUCUGGAGGGGGUGGUCACUAAGUUCAAGCAUGCAAUGAUUGUGACUGAGUACAUGGAGAACGGAGCGCUGGAUAGAUACCUGAGGGACCACGAUGGUGAGUUCACGUCUUACCAGCUUCUGGGAAUGCUUCGGGGCAUCGCUGCUGGCAUGAAAUACCUGUCUGAAAUGAGUUACGUCCACCGUGAUCUGGCUGCCCGGAACAUCCUCGUGAACACCACCCUGGAGUGUAAAGUCUCUGACUUUGGCCUGUCCCGAGUGCUGGAGGACGAGCCAGAAGGGACGUACACCACAAGUGGAGGUAAGAUUCCCAUUCGCUGGACAGCACCAGAGGCCAUAGCCUACAGGAAGUUCACCUCAGCGAGCGAUGUGUGGAGCUUUGGCAUCGUCAUGUGGGAGGUGAUGGCAUUUGGUGAAAGACCUUAUUGGGACAUGAGUAACCAUGAGGUGAUGAAGGCGAUCAACGAGGCAUUCAGGCUCCCCGCACCGAUGGACUGUCCAUCUGCCGUCUACCAGCUGAUGCUUCAGUGCUGGCUUCAGGACCGCUCUAAGAGACCGCGGUUCGGGGACAUCGUCAGUCUGCUGGACAAACUUCUCCGCAGUCCAGACUCGCUGAAGACCAUUGCGGACUUUGACCCACGAGUGUCCAUCCGCCUGCCCAGCACCAGCGGCUCAGACGGUUCGCCCUUCAGGUCGGUGUCUGAAUGGUUGGAGUCCAUCAAGAUGAAUCAGUAUGUGGAGAACUUCACUCUGGCGGGGGUCAUCUCUAUGGACCAGGUUCUGCAGAUGAAGACUGAGGAUAUUAGGAAAAUCGGAGUGAGAUUGCCGGGCCAUUUGAAGCGGAUAGCCUACAGCAUCCUGGGUUUAAAGGACCAGACCAGCACUUUGAGUGUGUUUGCGGUGUGAUCCUUACAAUGAAGGGAGCUAAAAUUGGGACAGAGCAGCAGGCAGCCCUUUGAACUCUGAACUGAGCUGGAGUAGGACUGCGGAGGACGGCUUUGGAUCAACAGAACCGAGACAACCGUGCCACCCUUUGGGCCAAAUGAGUCGGAUUAACUUAUUGUACAUUAUUAAACUCUUUUUUUCAUCAGGGAAUGGAGCAAAAACCACACAAAUGUGUCAAAUCUCCUUUUUUUUGUAUGGAAAUAUUUGAUUGCUCCUGCCUUUUUUUUUUAAUAUUUAUCAAUUUCUGCUUCACAAAAGUGAACAAUCAGGCCUUUUCAGCCUCGAUAACUUCCACCCUGUGUUUGUUCCAGACAGAAUCAAACAAACGGGAGGAACUUUCUAUAAAUGAGCAGCGGAGCCCAGUCAUGGUUCCGUUUGUGGUUGGUGCUGAUGUCAAAGAAUUUCCCGUUUUUUCCGGCACUUUGCUCCAUUUCCUGUCAGGACGGAGCGUUGUAGAGCUGAAAUGAGCUCAGGUUCGCCCAGAAAGAAAAAAAAAACCUGGUGAUGUUUCUGGCUUCCUUCUGCUUCUAAGCAGAAAUUAAGCUAUGAUCUUUUUUUUGAGUGAUGUUCAUUAAAGAAAAAGACACUUAUGAGGUACUCUGUGUACAGAUUCACAUUUGAAUCCCUCUUUUUAAUUUUCCCGGUUACUAAAAACCUUAGGAAUAUGCACUUGGAUCAAGGAUUGCUCUCUUUUUGUGGGUGAAUUGCAAGCAGUUAUUCUCAAUGAUAGUGUCAAAAUCAGAAUAUAAGUGGAAAUAAAGUGGUUAAGCGUAACCCUCCUCCUUUCUGAGUCUCUUUCCCGGAAGUCCUCAUUUUCUCAUAAUUUUGCAAACUUUUCCAGGAUAUUUAGAGCAAUCCUUUGACACUCGUAAGCUUUCAUAUAUUUAAAUAGAUAUUAAAGUGCCUCUUUAUUGUGCUCUUAAUGGAUGACUGCAAAUCUCUGUGUUACUGAUGAACUCCUUUCUUUACUUGAAUUUUUACUGUAUUGUUUAAAUGUCUAAUUCUGUUGUAGCUGAGAGACCCAAUGCUUUAAAAUAAAGGGAUUUUUAUUUUUUUAGUUUUCUGUUGUUUUUUUUUUACUGGUUGGAGUUUCAUUUUGUAAAUUCUGUAUAAUUCUCAGUAUUAAUCGUGUCUAAAACUGGUUUAUUUUUCUAAGCUCACAUCACUUCCUGAUUUCCAAAUUUUCUUCUUCAAAAGAGCAAAACCCUUUUCUUCUGCAGACUCCUGACCAUUUGCCUACUGUUUUAUACUGUAUUUAAUAGUCUUAUUUAUUUUUACCUUUUUAUUUAUUCGCCCAGAUAAACACUGAGUUGGGUUUAUAGUUGGUGGCUGUUCAUUAAUCAACAAUAAUGAGAAGAAACAUGUUCCUGUUCGUGUCUGAGAUUGCAUCUGUGGAAAAAUAAAGUCAAACUGAGUUCUUUGAACGUC